AUGGACGAGGCUGGUGUGGAUUACAUGAUCCUUUCUCUGGCUUCUCCAGGAAUCCAGGGCAUCUCGGAUCCCGCGGUAGCCGAAGAACUGGCUACAAGAGCUAAUAAUGAUAUCGCCGAUGCAAUCGCAAACAACACUCUUCGCUUUGGAGCCUUUGCCGCGCUGUCUAUGCAUAACGCCAGUCAGGCGGCAUGCGAACUUCGUCGAGCCGUUCAGGACUUGGGCUUCCAUGGCGCGCUUCUCAAUGACUACCAGCAGUCUGGUCCCGACAAUGGUCAUCCAGCUACUCUGCUUUACUAUGAUAGUCCAGCCUAUGAUGAUUUCUGGAAGACUGUCGUAGAUUUAGAUGUCCCGGUCUAUCUACACCCCAGAUCACCCAUUUCGCAACAAAACAAGCUCGAUUUCGCGCACGCACCAUGGGUGAUUGGCGCACCUCACCAAUUUGCAGUGCAGUUGUCUACUCAUAUUGUUGGUCUCUGUACCAAUGGAGUGUUCGACCGUUUUCCAUCCUUGAAAUUGAUCGUUGGGCACUUGGGAGAACGCCUUCCAAGUGAUUUCUGGCGAAUUGACGAAAUGCUCGCCCGCAAGAAACCAGCCGGUAUGCCAAUGAAGAGAGACUUUUCAUCGUACUGGCAAACGAACAUCUACGAAACCGCGACUGGUAAUUUCUGGACUGAGCUUCUUGACUUUCACCGUACUCUUCUGCCAGAGGAUCACAUCUUGUACUCGGUGGACUAUCCGUUUAACUUGCUAGAAGAAGGGGCAUCGUGGGUCAAGACUCUGCCCUAUGACGAGAAGACUGUGCUGGACUUUAUUCGCAAUCAUGCCAUUAAACUCUUCAAACUUGAUGAGUAG
Molecule: messenger RNA, 855 nt
Organism: Aaosphaeria arxii CBS 175.79
Lineage: Eukaryota; Fungi; Ascomycota; Dothideomycetes; Pleosporales
Product: amidohydrolase 2
Exons: 4
Coding region: 1-855 (284 amino acids)
Biological process (GO): secondary metabolic process
Cellular component (GO): cytoplasm; cytosol
Molecular function (GO): hydrolase activity; carboxy-lyase activity
Source: RefSeq, a predicted model, not a curated record